Molecule: messenger RNA, 834 nt
Organism: Thelazia callipaeda (thelaziosis nematode)
Lineage: Eukaryota; Metazoa; Nematoda; Chromadorea; Rhabditida; Thelaziidae
Source: the annotation of a GenBank genome assembly
AUGGAAAUGAGUGAUGAAGGGAGUUUUGAAGUACCUGAACGUGAGAUUCUCCGACGGUAUGGAGGUCCUCUCGAAGCUAAACGUAAAGCUGAGGAAAGAGAAAAGAAAAAAGCCGAAGUACGUAAACGGCUAGAAGAAGCUGGUAAGAAAAAAGCUAAAAAAGGUUUUUUAACUCCAGAAAGAAAGAAAAAACUUCGGAAACUGCUUAUGAUGAAAGCAGCAGAAGAUCUGAAACAACAGCAGUUACUGAAAGAACAAGAAAGACAGAAAGUGCUGUCGCAACGUACAAUACCAUUACCUGAUGUCGAUAAUAUUGAUGAACACGGUAAAUUGGAAGCGAUAUACAAUGAGUUGUUCGAGCACAUGGUAAAAUUGGAAGCAGAAAAAUAUGAUAUUAAUCAAGCAGUUAUGGCUAAAGAUGCGGAAAUUAACGAGCUUACGAUUGCUGUGAACGAUCUACGAGGCAAAUUUGUGAAACCGACCUUGAAGAAAGUAUCUAAAUACGAUAACAAAUUUAAAAAGAUGGCUGGACAGAAGAAAGAAGAUAAGCAGGACUUCCGAGCAAACUUGAAAGUAGUCAAAAAAGAUAAUGUUAUAGAUGACAUUGUUAACAAGCAGAUGGCGAAAAAGACUGACAAGCCUGAUUGGUCCAAGAAAGGUGGUGAUAAGGGAGGUGCUGAGACUGAAGAGAAAAAACACGAAGCACCGAUAGAAGAAGCUGCACCACCUGAAGAAGAUAUUGCUGAAGAUGAAGGUGAAGAAGAGGGAGAUGAAGAAGUCGAAGAAGAAGAAGAGGAGGAAGAGGAAGAAGAAGAAGAAGAGGAAGAGGAGUAA